CAGAUUCCUACAAAUAUCCAAAAGUCGCGAUCAUCCUGACCUUCUCUUUCUCUCCCACCUCUCAUCACGAAAUCAGACCGCCAGUGGAGUCGGCGAGAACGUCCGACAUGUCGCACCCUAUACCGAUUCCUGGCCGGAAGUCAGAGCCCGGCUAUCUUGAUGAAGCCGCGGCGGCUGAUCUCCCAGCCAGCGUUGGAAGCUUCGGAAGCAACACAGAUGGGGGGGCUAUGACGCCCGGCUGGCAGUCUUCCACGCCGGGAAGCCCUUAUCUGUUGUCUAGGAACUCAUCAUAUAUCGGAAGCCAGUCGCUACAGGAAGACUGGGACAUCCCCCUCGACAAGCUCACAUUCUUCGACAUUUUCGACAACCUUGCACUACCCUCCAAACUGGAAAGAUGGCAGGCCACCAUCUCGGCCCAGAAAGACAAGAUAGCCAAACAACAAGAGAGAAUACGUUCAUCAGGCAACACUGCCAAAGACCGCGCCAUGGCCGAGUGGCGCAAACGCGUCCCCACGGCCGACGAACAGCUGGCCAAAUAUCGGUCGCGGAUGAAGAAAUCUGUUGAUGGACUCAACAAGAGGUGGAAUGACACUGUCACCAUCACCAUCCGCGAGAAGGUGUCCUUUAUCUCCGCCGUCCUCAAUGUCUUUUUGAGUGGCUACCUGAUAGGCGCUGCGCCAGAGUACUUUUACUACUGGUUCACGGCGCAAUUGGCAUACUUUAUGCCCAUCAGGUUGAUCACCUACCGACAGAAAGGCUACCACUACUUCCUCGCCGACUUAUGCUACUUUGUCAACUUCCUCUGUCUACUCACUGUAUGGGGUUUCCCUCGAUCGAAGCGUCUCUUCAUCAGCACCUACUGUCUCGCGUAUGGCAACAACGCAGUCGCCAUCGUCAUGUGGCGGAAUUCACUGGUUUUCCACUCCCUCGACAAAGUCACCAGUCUUUUCAUUCACGUCAUGCCGCCAGUGGCCCUUCACUGCAUGGUCCACUUAUCAUCCAGAGAGUUCCUCCAGGAGCGCUUCCCUGCAGUCUAUACCAUCAAAUACAGCAGCUACGGAUCACCAGAGCACUACAGUCUGUGGGCCAUGCUCGUCUGGGCAACGUUUCCCUAUGCGGUAUGGCAGCUUUCGUACCAUUUCUUCAUCACGGUGCGAAGACGCGAGAAGAUUGCAGCAGGCCGUCCCACGUCCUUCACCUGGCUCCGUAAAUCGUACGCCAAUACCUGGAUCGGCAAAUUCGUCAUCUCGCUUCCAAACCCGCUCCAAGAGCCGGCGUUCAUGCUGAUCCAGUACUCCUACGCUCUUCUCACCAUCAUACCCUGCCCGUUAUGGUUCUGGUACAGGUGGGCUAGUGCGACUUUCCUGCUAGUCGUUUUCGGGUGGAGCGUGUGGAACGGCGCCAACUACUACAUGGACGUCUUUGGCAAGAGGUUCCAGAAGGAACUCGAACAAGUCAAGCGUGACGUGGCCAAGUGGCAAAACAGUCCUGGGGCUUUUCUCAGUCCGCCGAAUGGCCCUGUCGACGGGGAUGUGGGCAAGGACGACGAUAAGUCAAAUAGCGGCCACGAGAAGAGGAGGAGCAUUGACUCGAUUCCGCUGCUGGAUGAGACACAUCAGAACGGCAAGGCCGAAAUGGGAGCACGCGCGACGGGAGCAGAGCUACUCGAUGAUGGCCUGUCAAGCGUUUCGGAUCGCAAGCCGCUAGCCUCAUCACCUUAGCGCUACGUGAGGUGAUCUAGCAAUGUGCCUAGACCCCAAAGAUAUUGAUGAGAAUAUGACACCACCACCGAAGUGUACUCUAAUCUGGGUUGUUGUUCUGUUUCCAAUUCGUUAUACUGUCUGGCGUUAAGGUGCCACUGCGGUGCUGCUUUCAUAAGAUUGGAUACCCUUUAUUUCUUACGCUGUAUCGCGUUUGCAUCUUGAGUGGGG
Messenger RNA from Exophiala viscosa, 1931 nucleotides. RefSeq lists its product as uncharacterized. The coding region runs from base 108 to 1721 and encodes 537 amino acids. Lineage: Eukaryota; Fungi; Ascomycota; Eurotiomycetes; Chaetothyriales; Herpotrichiellaceae. The record is from RefSeq and is a predicted model, not a curated record. Gene Ontology annotation, biological process: phosphatidylcholine biosynthetic process. The transcript has a single exon.